This is a messenger RNA of Eremomyces bilateralis CBS 781.70, 3531 nucleotides long. RefSeq names its product GDPD-domain-containing protein. The record is from RefSeq and is a predicted model, not a curated record. Gene Ontology annotation, biological process: glycerophospholipid catabolic process. Bases 95 to 3490 code for a protein of 1131 amino acids. NCBI's taxonomy places the organism in Eukaryota, Fungi, Ascomycota, Dothideomycetes, Eremomycetales, Eremomycetaceae. Gene Ontology annotation, molecular function: glycerophosphocholine phosphodiesterase activity; protein binding. The transcript is spliced from 3 exons.
UCACACCGACUUUAAGCUUCUCCAAUCAUCUCACCGUCUAUCGUCGCGUGGUGACUGCUGAGCAUUCGAGAAGCUCUGUGGUCGUCUCUCGAGGAUGAAGUUUGGGCACAACUUGCCUAGGAAUCAAGUCCCCGAGUGGGCAUCCUAUUACAUUAACUAUAAGGGCUUGAAGAAGCAUAUCAAGGCACUUGCCCAGGAAACCUCGUCUUCAGGACAGGUCGACCUCACUGAGUUUCUAUUCUCCCUCGACCGCAACCUCGAAGACGUAGAUGGCUUCUACAACCGAAAAUACGCCAAGUACACCCGUCGCCUGAAGCGCCUGGAAGACACCUACGAAAAACUGCCGCGUGAUGCACUCGAUAAAGAUGAAGCCGAGGAGCUCGUCCGAGCUUUGUUGGAGCUUCGAUGCCAAUUGCGAAAGCUCCAGUGGUACGGAGAAGUCAAUCGACGGGGUUUCAUUAAGAUCACGAAGAAGCUGGACAAGAAAGUGCCGAACGCUGGGACCCAACCGAGCUACAUUGCCUCGAAAGUCGACCCCAAGCCGUUUGCGUCGAAUACUUCCUUGAACACGAAUAUGAACGCGCUGAACGAAUGGCUGUCCGCUCUAUCCGGGUCCAAAGCCGGUGGCGAGACAAGUUCAACGAUGUCGUCGGGCUCGGCUCGGACGGUUUCCUCGCGCGCAAUCUCCAAUCUACCCUCUGCGCUGCUAGACAGUGUCGACCAGGCCGUACGGAACGAUGAUGCCACCACCUUAGUCGAGCUGCUCCAGGAGGCGAGUGUUGGCGAUGAUGUUGGAAGCGCCGACGAUCCACGACUGCUCUUGAAUCUAUUGCAACGAUCUAUCACUAAUCGGUCGAUGGACUGCAUCACCAGACUACUAGAGAGAACCAAAUCAUUAGACGAAGACGAGGAUAUCAAUAAACGGAAUUGCAUUCACCGGCUUAUUAUUGGCAUUGGUCGUUCGGCGAAUCGACCAUCCCCCCAGAACGAUGAACCAGGGGCUCCAACAUUGGGUGCGGGGCUGAUCACACCUGCAGAGAUGCCCAUCUUGCGGCGUACGAAAUCCGGUGGUCCGGAGAAAGACAAGCUGGACGACGACUCUUUUAAGCUCCUGGUCUUCCUGCUCGAUGGCUUAUCCGCAACACAGCACUCUGCAAUAUUGGCGAAGGAUGCAUCUGGGAGAACGCCUCUGCAUUAUGCAGCCGAACAAGGGACUGUGCAGGUCUGCCGGGAACUCCUCGACCGAAUGUUGGCUUGGAAUCUCGUCAACAAUGGUCAAGACUUUGAGGCCGAUGCGUGGCUGGACGAUGAUGGCUUUGCUCCGCUUCACCUGAGUAUCAUCAACGGCAAUCCGUUGACCGGGAAGCUGCUUGUCGAAGCCAGGUAUGGCAGCGGGAGCCAGACCACUGUUGAGAGCACUCAAACGUCACGGCACAAUACCGCAACAGCUCUUGCGCUUGCAGUAAAAGCCAAUCACGUCUCCACUAUCAAAAUACUGGUGGAAGCCGGGCUUGACUUGAACGUCCGGAAUGGCAAUGGGGAGACUAUCCUUCACGAAUGCGCGCGAUGUGGCCGAGACGAAUGUCUUAAAGUCCUGUUAGAAGGCACAGGCCCCAAGAAACUGGACCUCGAAGCUACUGAAAACACAUUUGGCUGGACACCGCUGUUCGUAGCUUGCGUGGAUGGCCACCUGGGUGCAGUCCAGGCACUUGCAGACGCUGGAGCGGAGCUGACGCGGACGGAUAUUUCUGGCUGGACCGCACAAGAGCAUGCGGCGUUGCGUGGUCAUAUCAACAUUGCGGAACUACUUAGCGAAUUGAUUCCUUCCAGCGCUUCCGUCCCGGGCACCUUCACUGGCACCGUAAGCUCGAAAGAAGACGGGCUUAGCACCCCACUGGCUCCCGGCUUAAGUAUGCUACAGCAGCCGACCAGCGCCAUCAAGACAUUCGGACAUCGAUAUUUGCGGAACCAACCGAUAGUACUGCUGAGCUUAGGAUCGCUGGAUAUGCGGAAGGCGAUCGAGCCGGUGAAGCUGGACGAAAUCUCCAUACGAGAGGCGCAUACCACGCAACUCGACACGGCGCUAUCGAUUGUGGUCUCCGCUCUCGGAGCCGAAGGCGAACCCGUUGUCAUAGAUCUUCCUGUCCAGGAGAACGUGGCCACCGACCCUAUCGCGUUUAUCACGAGCGACCUAUCGAAGGUGAAGAUUCUCUUCGACAUUAUUCCCACGUACUCGGGUUCGAAAGAGCGCGUCUUGGGCCGAGGAGUGGCCAUGCUCGAGGCUGUGAAGCCGUCCAUCGGCUCCAAGAGGAUGUCACUCCAAGGCGAUCUGAGCGUCCCCAUCAUAGCGGCACCUACCUUGAACGUCAUCGGCCAGGUGAACUUCAACUUUCUUGUGGUGACGCCGUUCUCACAUCCGAAUAUGAGCAUCACCGAAGGCCACACGUACUGGAAGACAUUGACCGCACCGAUGGUCAUCGGCCACCGAGGACUCGGCAAGAACAUUGCAGCACGGAAGAGCUUACAGCUGGGCGAGAAUACGAUCGAGUCGUUCGUCGCGGCCGCCAAUCUCGGUGCGAGCUAUGUUGAAUUCGACGUCCAACUGACCAAGGACCAUAUUCCGAUCAUUUACCAUGACUUUCUGGUCAGCGAGACUGGCAUCGAUGCGCCAGUGCAUACCUUGACCUUGGAACAAUUCCUCCAUGUCAAUGGCGGACAGUCCCAGCGAGAAUCGAGACCUCCCAAUCCAAGACAGUCGAGAAAUGACUCGGCGGGCAGUAACGGUGCCAGAUCCACAUGGAAACCCCGCUCCUUCUCCGUUGGUUCUGUGAUUGAAGAUGGUGUGCUUAUGAAUGAGCGGAUGAAGCAUACCAAAGACUUCAAGGCGCAAGGUUUCAAAGGCAACACUCGUGGAAACUUCAUCCAAGCUCCAUUUACCACGCUGGAAGAGAUGUUCCAGAGGCUGCCCGAAAAUGUGGGGUUCAAUAUCGAGAUGAAAUACCCCAUGCUGCUCGAAUCCGAGGCACACGACAUGGACACGUACGGCGUCGAACUGAACUCCUUCGUGGACACCGUCCUCAAGAAGGUCUAUGAGCUUAGUGGCGGUCGGAACAUCAUCUUCAGCUCGUUCCAUCCGGACAUUUGCAUAUUGCUCUCACUCAAGCAGCCAUCCAUUCCAGUCCUCUUCUUAACGGAUGCGGGGACCUCCCCUGUCAGCGACGUGCGAGCAAGCUCACUGCAGGAGGCGAUUCGGUUUGCGGUGCGAUGGAAUUUGCUUGGAAUUGUGACAUCAGCACGGCCUCUCGUGAUGUGCCCUAGACUUGUGAAGGUGGUAAAGGAGAGUGGGUUGGUGUGCGUCACAUACGGGUCACUGAAUAACGACCCGGAGAAUGUUAAGGCUCAAGUCCAACAUGGCAUAGAUGCGGUCAUUGUAGACAGUGUGCUUGCCAUCCGGAACGGGUUGACAGAAUCCGAGUCGACGGAGUCAUAGAUGGGGACAUUGCAAAAUGUAUUGCAAGCGAUACAAUGCAC